Stegodyphus dumicola is the source of this 837-nucleotide messenger RNA. RefSeq lists its product as uncharacterized. NCBI's taxonomy places the organism in Eukaryota, Metazoa, Arthropoda, Arachnida, Araneae, Eresidae. The record is from RefSeq and is a predicted model, not a curated record.
CUUGAACCAGUGGCAUUUAAUGACCUUUGGAUUGCUUUGACGUCAUUCAUAAAAACAACCUAAGGAACCAAGCAACUAACAUACUAUAUAUAAGAGUAUCACAUAGUUCUUCUCCAAAUAUUCCUCUAAGCUGUAAGACAACAAUCGAAUUUUUGCUGAAGGAGCAUCUACAAUUUCAACAUGAGGAUUCUAGUUUUAGCUCUUUUUCUCUCAGUUAUGCUAGCCUUAGCCAGUGGUGGAAUUGUCCGCGAAGUCGCUGAAUCUAUCAGGCGAGCUGCACAGUCUGGAGGAGCUCGUCGGAGUGAAGGACAAGGCGGAUACGGUAGUGGAAGUAGCGGAAACAGUGGGCAGGGUGGACAUGGAAGUGAAAAACGAGGACAGAGUGGUAGGCAACAAAGUGGACAUGGGGGAUAUGGCGGCAGCAGCGGAGGAGAGCGCAGUGGACAGCACAGCGCGGAUCUAAGGAACGCGGCAGCGAACGAGGAGGACACAGUAGUGAACACUAUGGAACGAAUGGGAAUGAGCACGGAGGACAACGCGGUGGACAACAAGAAGGACACCGUGGUGGACAACAAGAUGGACACCGUAGUGGACAACAAGAUGGACACCGUGGUGGACAACAAGAUGGACACCGUGCAAAUAAUCAAGGCAGCCGAGGAGGGUACCACUAUGGUUAAACAGUUAGCAAUCGUUAAUAUACCAAAGUUAAACUAUUGACAAUAGUUUGCAAGACCCUCCGAUAUUCUCUGUGCCUUUGCACCAUACGAAUAUGACAAUGCUUGAUUUUCCCUUUUUAAUGCUGGAAAUUUCAUUUAAAAUAAAAAGCAUGUUUUAAAA